AUGAACAGAUUUCGCCGCCAUUCAAUCGCAGAAGGUGGGAAAGAUGGGCCUAAAGGUUUUGUGAAGAGGGUAACAUCAACUUUCUCCAUUAGGAAAAAGAAGAACACAACGAGUGAUCCGAAACCACUUCUCCCUCGAUCAAAAUCAACAGGUGCUAACUAUGAAUCCAUGAGGCUGCCUCAGGGGAAGAAGGCUCUUCCUGAUGUCACAGCAAAGACAAAGAGGACCAAAUCUGCAGGCGUUUCGCCACAACCACGGCGUGAAAAGAUCGAUGAACCAGGGAAACAGUUUAUGAGGAUGAGAUGUUUUGAUGACAGCGACUCCAUUUGGUUGUCUUCAGAUUGUGCGUCUACUACUUCCCUUCUAGAGGAACGCAGAGUGUCUGUCUCGUUUCAUUUCUCUGUCGACGAAAGGAUCGUCUCUUGGUUAUCAAGUGUUGCUAACUCUUCCUUGUCUCUGAAUCAAGAAGCCACCAAAGAGGUUAAGAGUCACCAGAGGACAAGUUCAAAGAACGCAAAACAUUCUUCAGAAAACGUUCAAAAGGAUGGAAAAGUUUGUAACUCAGGUUCUGUAAAGCCGUCUUCGCGUUUACCUGAAGGCAACAACAAGACUUGUCCGCGAAAAUCAUGUGAAGAGUCUUCUAGUUCCAGUAGGUAUGUGAGUCCUGAUUUGACUUCACAGAGUCCUGAAGAUAAGAAAGUUAGCUUCUCGCUUGAACCAGAUGCGUCUCCUUCACCGGUUAGCUCAACUUUUGUGUCAUCUGGUCCUACCAAAACCAAACCGGCAUCGACUGAGGAAUCAAAGAGCAAGAUCGCUGUGGAGCCGCUUUUCUGGCCAUUUGAGCAGAAGUUUGACUGGACACCAGAGGAUAUACUGAAGCAUUUCUCCAUGUCUCCUCGGAGGAAGAAAUCGAUAGGGGGCAAAACUGCAGGCACUUCUCCAAGAUCAUUGAGGGCACAACUCCAAACAAGAAAGCUAGAUCUUAAAGAAGGGUGUAAGAGAAAGCUCAUGUUCAACGGUCCUGGAUCAAACUCAAAACCAACACGGAUUCCAGAACUGAAACGAACAAUCAGCAAUAGCAGCAGCAACAGUAGCCCCAAGAAAACCGAGAACCAACAACAACAACAACACAUCAGGAACAGUGUGAAGAGGAACAAAAGUUUGCCAUCGAGGUUGAGAAAAUCGAGCAAAAUAUCCUCAAAGGUGGUACCUAUAGGAGCUACAGAAGAGACAGGAGAGAUGGGAAGAGAGCAGAAAACACCUAAGAAGCUCAUCAUGACCCGCAAGUCCAGGACUUUCCUAGAAGAUGACUUUGCUUUGAUGAAUGAUUUCUCUAUAGAGAAUGCGGUUGGGCUUUGCGAGUUCAAGGGGAGAGAAGGCAUAGAUUCAGACUUCAACACUGAUGGUUUCUUGUUCGAUGAUUCUCUAUGAAUAGAAAAGUCUUGUACAGGUUCCAUAAUCCGUAAGGAUAAAUAGUGUACAUCUGCAUUGGCCACAAUUUUGUUCCUGGAUUGGAUAGUAAAUACAUGUAACAGUUAUA
Thlaspi arvense is the source of this 1540-nucleotide messenger RNA. The record is from the annotation of a GenBank genome assembly. NCBI's taxonomy places the organism in Eukaryota, Viridiplantae, Streptophyta, Magnoliopsida, Brassicales, Brassicaceae.